Molecule: messenger RNA, 1068 nt
Organism: Thyridium curvatum
Lineage: Eukaryota; Fungi; Ascomycota; Sordariomycetes; Thyridiales; Thyridiaceae
Exons: 2
Coding region: 1-1068 (355 amino acids)
Cellular component (GO): membrane
Molecular function (GO): lipase activity
Source: RefSeq, a predicted model, not a curated record
AUGGUCAAGGAAGUCGAAGGGACGUACAAGGUCGAAGGUCUCGACCUUUACACCAAGAGCUGGCUGCCUGACAGCGACCCUGUCGCAAAGCUCCUCAUUGUCCAUGGCUUCAGUGACCACAGUGGGAACUACCAUGAAAUGGCCGUCUGGCUUGCCGAGCGUGGCAUCGCCGUCCACUCCUUUGACCAGCGCGGAUGGGGUCGCAACGUCAAGCGCUCCGCUGACCGCGGGCUCUGCGGCGGCACCGACAAGGUGAUGGGCGAGAUCGCCGGCUUCAUCCGCUCGCACCUGCCCGCGGCGCCCAACUGCCCCGUCUUCGUCAUGGGCCACUCCAUGGGCGGCGGCAACGUGGCCUGGCUGUGCACCGACCCGGCCCUCGAGGAGGACGUCCUCAAGCAGGUGCGCGGCUUCAUGCUCAACGCGCCCUUCAUCGACUUCCCGCCCGAGACGAGGCCGGGCACCGUCAAGGUCGUGCUGGGCAGGCUGGCGGCCCGCCUGCUGCCGCACCAGCACCUCAAGCACAUCAUCCCGCUCGAGAUGAUGACGCACGACGCGCAGCGGGUCCAGCAGUUCCGGGACGACAAGCUCUGCCACGACACGGGCACGCUCGAGAGCAUGGCCGCCCUGCUCGACCGGCACCUCAUCCUGGCGCCGGGCAAGGUCCUCGUCCGGCCGGGCGUCCGCAGCCUGUGGCUCGGCCACGGCACCGAGGACGUCGGCGCCGACUACGGCGCCGCCAAGAGGUGGUUCGAGAUGCAGACCGCGGUGCAGGACAAGACGUUCAAGACGUACGAGGGGUGGUACCACGUGCUGCACUGCGAGGUCGGCAAGGAGGAGUUCUUUGCCGACGUGCGGGACUGGAUCCUGGCGCGGUGCGGGGAUGGUGCGGCCGCCGCCGCCCAGAGCGAGGCCGUGCGGAAGGAGGAAGAGGGCAAGCCGGUCGAGGUGGUGGAGAGUGCGGAGGCCAAGAAGGUCCUCGCGGAAGAGGCCAAGGAGGAGGCCGAUGCUGUCAAGGACGCCGAGGUCGUUGGCAAGGCCGACAGUGCUGCUUCCGGGUCGAAGCUGUAA